Molecule: messenger RNA, 1650 nt
Organism: Camellia sinensis
Lineage: Eukaryota; Viridiplantae; Streptophyta; Magnoliopsida; Ericales; Theaceae
Source: RefSeq, a predicted model, not a curated record
UUUAAUCCUUUCUCUCUUCUUCUCAAUCUCCUUCCCAAAUCCAAAUCCAGAUCUCACCCUCCGAUUCAAUUCCUCCCUUUUCAAUUUCUUCAAUUGCUCAGAUUCUCAAAUUCCCAAUUCCUCUCUCUCCCAAAUCCCCCCAAAAAAGAGGGCUUGAUCGAUCUCUCUGUCCUUCAACAGAUUGUUAGUUUCUGAGUUCACUCAAUUUCGAUGUCGACUUCGCAAGCUAAUCAUCCGACGGAGCAGAUCGUGCCACAACAGCAACAUCAACUGCCUUUGAAGCGCCAACUGCCAUUCUCCUCCAUGAAGCCGCCAUUUGGGGACUACCACCAGUUUUCCUCACCGGCCCUCGACCUCAGGUUGAAGGAACCCGAGGCUAUUGUGGGGAGUUGACGUGUCAAGGCCAGGGGAGACUGAUGAGAAUGCUGUUACCAUACAGGCAGAAGUUGAAAACCUUUCCCUUGAGGAGCGCAGAUUAGAUGAACAAAUAAGAGAAAUGCAGGAAAGGUUGAGGGAGCUGAGUGAAAAUGAGAAUAAUCAAAAGUGGCUAUUUGUCACUGAAGAUGACAUCAAAGGCUUACCGUGCUUCCAGAAUGAAACCCUGAUAGCAAUUAAAGCUCCACAUGGCACCACGCUAGAAGUCCCAGAUCCUGAUGAGGCUGUUGACUAUCCUCAGAGGAGAUACAGAGUAGUGCUCAGGAGCACCAUGGGUCCGGUAGAUGUUUACCUUGUCAGUCAAUUUGAGGAGAAGUUUGAGGAGAUUAAUAAUGGUGUUGGGGCAUCCCCAAGCAUUCCUUCAACAUCAGGGCUCAAUGAAAACACAUCUGCACCAUUGCUAACUGAAGAAAGCAACCAAAAUGAGAUUGAAAUGCAGGGGCAAGAAGAAGCCCAUAGAACAUGCUCAGAUAUAAAUGCCACACCGGACUUUGCGAGUGGGAUCAUGAAGAUUGUUCCAGAAGUUGAAAGUGAUGCAGAUUACUGGCUUUUACCAGAUGCUGAUGUUAGCAUUACAGACUUGUGGGGGACAGAGUCUGUUGUCGAAUGGAAUGAGUUGGGUACACUUCAUGAUGACUUCGAAAUGGCUAAUGUCAUAACACCUCGUCCCCAAACUCCGCCUUCAAGUACAACAGAAGUGCCUUCUGCUGCAAACACUACAGGCAGAUAAAUGGGAUUUGAUGAUGAACCGAAUCACAGAAACUUGGGCUUGACAUCGGUUGGGAGCCAUUAGAUCGAAUCAUCUCUCUGUUAUGCGCAUUCAAAGGUUGGAGGGAAUGGUGGAAGGCUCCAACAGGUUUGCCCUCUCAAUGUUCCUAGAAGUCCUUGUACAAAGCUCGGUUGAGAUAGGGAAGAUCAAUGCAACUGGCUCAUUGUACAGUAUAUUAAGAGACAUGCAACCCCAUUAGGUUACUCGCUAUGAUAAUAACGAAUAAAUCGGUCUGUAUAUUAUUAAAUUUCUUGGCUUCUCAUGACAUGCAACUUAUUAGGCUGGCUUUGCAAAGUAAUCACAUUCAUAUUUUGUGUUAUGUGAUAUGAAUUGAAUUAUUAUUAUUAUUAUUUUUUUAAACUUUUGUAUGCUAUGGUGUUCAUUUGAGUAGGCACUUUCUCCAUAGGCAUGAAUAGUUUAUGAAUUUUAAUGGAUCCUGGUUUUAA